Molecule: messenger RNA, 1995 nt
Organism: Acanthaster planci (crown-of-thorns starfish)
Lineage: Eukaryota; Metazoa; Echinodermata; Asteroidea; Valvatida; Acanthasteridae
Product: transmembrane protein 120A-like
Cellular component (GO): membrane
Source: RefSeq, a predicted model, not a curated record
UUGCACCUUUCACAGACCCGGUUGAAAAAAAUUAGUGCAGAGGGACAGAACCUGACUAGUUGUCGUGUCAUCGUGUCGUUAUUGUCACCUGUUCGAUCAUCGAAUGACAGAUCCGUAGUUUCAUGUUUUAUUUUGCCCUAUCUGUUCUCAUGAAUUAUGGCCAAUUCCAUGCUUUUGUCAUUAGCAGAAGAGCUUGAUGACCUCAAUGUGGAGUUUGUUUCUUUGCAGGAGAAAAACAAAGAGUACAAGAAGACACUGGAGGCAUUGCGGACUAUCGAAAAGUCAUGCAUGUCGAUGGUGGCUCAUCAGAAGAAGAAAUAUGCACAAAUCAGCCAGUCUCUUAAGAAGAACGGUAAAGACCUCGGAUUGGAGGACAAGCCAAGAUGGGAGGAGUUACAGAGACAUGUCGCAGAGAAACAGAAAGUGUGCGUGGAGAUUCACGAGUCGCUGCCAAGGCCAUCAGAAGGAUUUCUCAAGCUGUCCCUGGGCCAAGUUAGUGUGUCUCUGCUGAGUAAAACAGAGAAGUUUGACUACAAGGAGGAGUACGAGAGAUUCAAACUCUACAUGACCAUCAUCAUGUUGAUAUGCUCAUUUUCUACAUCGUUCUUCAUCAAUUUCAGAGUUUGCGAUGCCCUGUUUCACUUCUUGCUAGUGUGGUACUACUGCACGCUGGUCAUACGGGAGAGCAUUCUGCGACACAAUGGAUCCAGAAUAAAAGGCUGGUGGGUGUUGCAUCAUUAUUUGUCGGUAGUUGUGUGCGGUAUUCUGCUGAUCUGGCCUGCUGGGGUGUCCUAUGACAUGUUCCGGAAUUUAUUCAUGUUGUUCUCACUGUACUUAAAUUUUGUACAGCUGCUACAAUAUUACUAUCAGAGUGGCUGCUUGUAUCGUCUCAGGGCUUUGGGUGAGAAAAGUGACAUGUACAUCACUGUAGAGGGUUUUCAGGAGUGGAUGUGGAGAGGCCUUACAUUCCUUCUUCCAUUUCUCUUUGUUGGAUAUCUCUUCCAGUUGUACAAUGCCUACUUUCUCUUCAAACUUUCUUUCCACCCUGAGUGUAAUGAAUGGAUGGUUCCAGCUUCGGCAAUGAUCUUCUUCAUCCUCUUUCUGGGCAACUUUACCACCACUUCCAAGGUGGUGCUCUCCAAGUUUCAAGCCAUGCAGAAAAAGAAGCACAAGAAAUCACUCUAAGGGCUGAGCCGACGCUGUCGCAAUGUUGGGAUGUAGUCAUCAACAAGACAUUGAAAGCUAUAUGACCUCCAGUCACAAGCUGCUCCAAACUGAACUGACUGUUCAACUCUCGUUGCUUUGGUAGUUACAAUCGGAUGUGAUUCAGCUAAUGAACCUGCUUGCAAAUGACUAGACUGCAAUGCUUCAUGUGAAGUCCACCCUUGUAAUAUUCAAUUCACUGAGGUCCUUACUGUUACCCCCCUAGUCAACACUUCAAACAUUUCAAAGGAAGCCCUUGGCCUGUUUGAAAAUAAGGGCUGUAUAAGCUAGCCACCUGUUGUGUGUUAUGCUAGUGAAAGUGCUUGAUUACUGAAAAUCAAUGAAAUGCUAAGAAUUUCAUUUGGCAAAACACUGAAUAGGUAUUGACGUAAAUGAAAAUUAGAAUAAGGAGCUGGACUGAAAAUAAAAUGAGUGGAAAUUAACAUGACUAAGUAGUGUGAAAAAAAAAUAUAAAAGCACAACACACUUAUGAAUUUUUAAAGUGGACUAUGGGAUUGUGAACUUUUUCUGGUGUAUUCUAAUGAUUUGGUACAAGGGCAACUUUGUGGUUUUCAUCAGACCUGGUGGAAACGCAAUUGUUUUUGUGAAGUGUUUUUUCUUUUUCUUGUUCUCCCAAAUCCCAUGGGCUUUGUACAUGGGCUUUGUGACAUGACUUUUUUGGUUGCCUUUGCAUCUAAGUUCUUGUUUAAAAUUGUUUUCAUUGUAGAAAUGCACUCAGUGCCCUGCUGCCACCUGUCAAAAAAGAGAAAUGCUUUCAUGCAAUGUACAAUA